AGCGUGUGCAGAUCAGUUGUCUGCAGCCGGUGGAAAAGUCAGUCAGAGCAGAGUGGGAAUCAAACCAACGACCUGUCAGUUACAGACAGAGGAGCUGAGAGGUGUGUUUCCCCAUGGCGUCAGGUGUGUGUGUGUUGUGUGUGAGUGUGUGUGUCAGUGUGUGUUUGGCAUUUAACCUCGACACGUCGUUCCCGCUGCUGAAGACGGGAAGGAACGAAAGUUUGUUUGGACUGUCUGUCGCCCUGCACCAAGACCUGAAGACAGACGCCUACCUGCUAUUGGUUGGAGCUCCCAGGGAGAAGGCGGAGCCUGGUGUUUCAGCCAAUCAAACAGGAGGAGUGUAUGUCUGCCCGAUCACCAUGGACCAAUCAGACUGCAGCAGAAUGAAGCUCAUAGAUCCAGACCUGAACCCGUCUGAGGACUUGUAUGAAGACAUGUGGCUAGGCGUCUCUGUAGCCAGUCAGGGACGACCAAGGGGCAGGGUCUUGGCCUGCGGUCAUCGCUUCGUUAAACUCUUCGGACCGUUAAAACUCAGACAGAUGAUUGGUCGAUGUUAUCUCCGUGGAAACGACCUGCAGUACGAUGACAGCGAUAUGCACUGGCAGAACCUAAAGCAGCCCUGCAGUCACCUGGAUGAUGUCAGAGGUGAAGCCAUGUGUAACAUGGGGAUCUCAGCCUCCAUCACUCAGACUGAGGUCAUCGUCGGAUCACCUGGAAGCUAUGAAUGGCAAGGAAAUGUCCACGUUUCCUGGAUGAAUCCUGACGAUGUCUAUGACACCCAGAAGAGCUUCUUUCACAAAAUGGAAGAGAGGAACAUUUAUAUAGGAUAUUCAGUCACUCAGGCUCGUCGUCUUCUCUCUAAGGAGGAUGAAACCAUAGUAACAGGAGCUCCUAAGGACAAUAAAAAUGACAGUUUUGGCUCUGUGCUGUUGGCGGUGAAACGGUCUAAGGAGCUGGUGAUUCAGCAGAGGCUCCGCGGUGAACAGACAGGAUCAUACUUCGGUAACACCGUGGCAACCACCGACAUCAACAACGAUGGGUGGAACGACCUGCUGGUGGGUGCUCCUUUUUACUUCCAUCGUCAGCCAGAGGCGGGUGGGGCAGUUUACGUCUACAUGAACUCAGGAGGAGGCUUUGAUUCUAAACCCAGCGUGGUGUUGAGAGGACCAGCCGGAUCUGCGUUUGGUAUGGCUGUUAGUGCUGCAGGAGACCUGAACCAAGACGGCUUCCAAGACUUCGCAGUCGGAGCUCCAUUCCAUGAAAGAGGAAGUGUGAUGAUCUGGACCGGGAGCAGUAAGGGGGUCUCUACAGAACCAAGCCAGGUGAUCAGGGGCAGCAGCAUCUCUCCUCGGUUCAGGACUUUUGGGUACUCACUGACUGCAGGUCUGGAUGUUGAUAAGAACAAAUAUCCAGACCUGGUGGUUGGUUCUCUGGAUGACACUGUCGCUCUGCUCAGAACUCGACCAGUCAUUCACCUCAAGAAAACACUCUCAGUUUCUCCAGACGUUGUUGACCCGAACAACUGCGAUUUCUGUAUUCAGGUGAAGGUGUGUCUCUCCUACAAUUUCAGCACUGGAGAGAAGAGCGACAGAGACAACAUCAUCGUCCACUUCACCGUGACCGCCGAUGUCACCAGUAUCAAGCCCCGCCUUCGGUUCCGUGACAACGGGAAGAGCAUGUUCUCCGGCUCCCUGCCAAUGCCGAAAAAACUCUGUGAAACCCUAGAAGUCGGACUGCAGAGUCUGAUCGAAGACAAAGUGGAACCUCUGGUUUUCUCCCUGAAUGUCUCUCUGCACGAGAAGCUUCCCAAGAACAGAAAUGUUGUGCAAGACCUGAAACGCUUCCCUGUGCUGAGCCAGACACCUCAACCCAUCAGAAAACAGAUCCACAUCCAGAAGGCCUGUGGUUCUGAUAACCGUUGCCAUAGUAACCUGCAGAUGACAGCCCAGUUCACAGAUGGAAACCAGAAACCGUUCCCCAUGCAGAAUGGUAGUCAGGUUUUGCACUACAAUGGCAGCAUAAAAAGACUGUCUCUGGAGAUUAACAUCAGCAACAUACCGUCACUGGACCGACCAGCAGAGGACGCUCAUAAUGCCAUUUUGAACAUUAGCAUCCCACCUUCUCUCAGUUACUCAGCAGUUCGAACAAAGGGUGACACCUCAGCACCAGUGAAGUGUUCUGGUGACACUGUUCUUCUGUGUGAGCUGGGGAACCCGUUCAAAAGCAACCAGAAGGUUCAGGUGUUGAUCAUAUUUCAGCCAUCUGACAUCAGUUUGGACACCAGAGAGAUCCUGUCUCUGCUGCAGCUGUCCACGCUCAGCGAACAGUCGGAUCUUUCUCCUCUCUCUGUCUCCAUGUUGGUGGAGUAUUCUCUGCAGACAUCCCUCAUUCUAAUCAGUCAUCCAGACCCCACCCCCUUCAGUGGUCAUGUGAUUGGUGAGUCGGCCAUGAAGACGACGGAGGACAUCGGCAGUCUGCUGCUCUUCACCUUCCGGGUGCACAUCAGUGGGAAGCCGCUGGGUCACCUCGGUAACCUGGAGGUGGAGUUUGAUUGGCCGAGGGAAGUGUCCAAUGGGAAGUGGCUGCUGUACCUCACGGAGAUCCAAGUGAACGGAACCUCAGAGCCUCGCUGUCGUCCUCCCAACAUCAUCAACCCUCUCAACCUCGUGCUGGCAAAGGAGAAGGAAAAGAAGAGGGGGAGGAGGAGUCUGAAGGAGGAAGAGGUGAAGGAGAAGAAGGAACAGCAGAGUGAAAAAACUCCACCUGUUGUCCCCCUGCAGGGAAAGAAGAAAAAGUCCUACGCUCUGGACUGUGCACAGGGAGCUAGAUGUGUGACGUUCGUCUGUCCGUUGAUCAACAUGAACAACUCAGCGACUCUGACUGUCAGAGCCAGACUGUGGAACUCCACCAUGAUCGAGGACUACAGUGAUGCCAGGAGUGUGUUGGUUCGAGGCCGGGUGACUCUGAAGCUGCAGACCAACAAACCCACCAUCAACAUGGAGCCUCAGAGCGCUGAGAUUGAGGUCUCCAUUUAUCCAGACCUGGGUCAUCAGGUGGACUCUGGCGCCCCUUUGUGGAUCAUCGUGGUGUCUGUCCUGGCUGGAGUCUUACUGCUGGCUCUGAUCUGCCUGGUGCUCUGGAAGUGUGGGUUCUUUGUGCGUCAAGUGGUGUGGCGGACGGCAGAGCUCCACCAGGGGAGGAUUAUGGGUAAAGACAAACAGCAGCAGUACACAGACUCUGACGGCUUCCUGAUCCAGGACCACGCCUUCUCGUCCAGGAGCAGGAAGUCACCGAAGCACUGGGUUACCUCCUGGACUGAGACUCACUGAGAGACUGACCAAAUCCAUGGGAACAUGUCCAGACCAGACCAAACCAAACCAGACAGGACAGGACUAAACCAUACCAGACCAGACAGGACAGGACAGUACAGGACCAAACCAGAUCAGACCAGAUUAGAACAAUACACUGCCUGACUGUGUGUGUGUGUGUGUGUGUGUGUGUGUGUGUGUGUGUCUCCUGCCAUGUGACAACCUCUAAUCUUGUUUACAUUUACUUCAUUGUGUACUAAUAAAUGGAGAUACAAGGUUUUCAGCUGACAGCAGAGUUCAUGAUUUAAAUAUUUCUCUGUAAACAGCAGCUGGUGGUUUCUGUGUAUAUGGAGCAGUUUGUUUAUUAUUUCUGUGUAUUUCAAACAUUUUUUUUUGUUUACCAUAUGUGAACAUUUCCCAGCAUGCUCCUGGCCUCUGAGACCAGAUAUAAAGAAAAGAGUAUAAAUCUUUGACCAAGUUAAACUCUGGUCUUCAGUGGUGGUAACGUCCUUAUGUGUCCUGAUCAUGGAUGUAUUAACAGAUGUGAAAUGACGCCUCCAGUCAGUCUGUGGUCAGUCACGGUACUGCGGCUAAAAAAAAUACUCAAAAUCUUUUUCCUUAUAGACCCCCAUUUGAAAAGAGACAUUGGUAAAACUGCUGCAAAUGUGAGUUAUUAUCCACUGUGUUGAGAGAAAACUAAAAUAGAAUACAAUUAAAUAAAAAAUACUAAUAGUCCACCAUCCAGUUUUUAAAAUACAUCCAUGGUCCUGAUACAGGAUGAUAAAGGACUCAGUUUUCUGUCAUGGAAAUUUCUACCUCCUCCUCAUCUUUACAACAUCAGGGCUUAUUCUUGUAUCAGAUCACAAAUUCAGCCAACAAACUGUCCUCAUAUAACAUGUUUUCCCUUUGUGCGCCACUGUUGCUAAUUUAGCUUAACUUAGGCUAACUGUGUCGGGAAACAUAUAUCUUAAAUAUGGACCAAAAAGUUAAAGUGGAAAUGAAGCAGCUGCUUAGACAAAAUGAGCUGAAAGAGAUCUGAAAGGACGUAAAUUAAUGACUGACUCAUGAUUUGGAAAAUAAUCAGACAGGAGUGAACAGGACUUGUAGUGAAAGGGCUAAAAUAUAAAAAGUGGUCUGCUCCUUUAAGAACCAAAGGUGGCGGCAGAGGUCAGUGUUAACAUGUUCUGAUGAUGUUGUGUUUAAAUGCUUUUUUCAAGGGCUCCUUGUAAACUCCUUGUUCCCCUUAGUUGGAAGUAAAAAUAUUUGUGUUGCUUUCUGGUGCUGAAGGAUCCUGCAACAAAAAUCCUGUUUGUUGUCAUUGUUCUUCUGCUGAACUGGUUUUGGUGUCAUGUCCCUUCACUGCCUUAAUUCCUACAUGUUUAUAUGAUUGUGAUAUUUCUGACUGCACAUGAAAGCAGCAUGGGUUUAUGUGUAAAACCUUGAGUCCAGAUUGUGUGGAUGUGGUUUGUUAUCACUGUGGUGCAGUUUUGUCACUAUGUCUCCUGCAUGUUGGUAAUAUUAAAGUAUUUUCAGACAGUUUACUGACAAGUACGUUACCUUCA
Messenger RNA from Lates calcarifer (barramundi perch), 4870 nucleotides. RefSeq names its product integrin alpha-3. The transcript is spliced from 28 exons. The coding region runs from base 114 to 3329 and encodes 1071 amino acids. Lineage: Eukaryota; Metazoa; Chordata; Actinopteri; Centropomidae. Gene Ontology annotation, molecular function: integrin binding. Gene Ontology annotation, cellular component: integrin complex; external side of plasma membrane. The record is from RefSeq and is a predicted model, not a curated record. Gene Ontology annotation, biological process: leukocyte migration; cell-matrix adhesion; integrin-mediated signaling pathway.